Durusdinium trenchii is the source of this 3384-nucleotide messenger RNA. Lineage: Eukaryota; Dinophyceae; Suessiales; Symbiodiniaceae. The record is from the annotation of a GenBank genome assembly.
AUGGCUAAGCGUUUGCGGUCGUUAGCUUCGAUCCUAUGGGAUUCUGAUGGAGAUGUUCACCUAGAAUCAACCACUGGAAAGUCCACAGGAUGUGCUAUCAAACUGCAAGAGCUUGAGAAGGAGAAUUCCAACUUGAGAGAACAGGUUGCCCUUUUAGAAGCCCAGAUCAAUGUAUUGAAAACGCCAAGGCCAUCUCCCCCACUGCUGUGUCCUCUCGGAUCGCGCUCGGAUCUUCUCAGUGCCUGGCCAGAUCAAGAGUGGCUGAGGCAUCUUGGAAAUGAGAUACUUGAGUUGCCUCGUCUACGGAAUGAGAUUCUACCCCUUUUGGAUGAGACCAACAAUGCUAAGGGCUGUAUCCUUUUCCAGUUGUGCAAAACAUCGAGGGCUAGUGCAGUUCUCCAACACUCUGAUCGAUGUGUCCGAGACUUGUUCAGUAGACAUCCAGCUGUGUACAAAGUGGGUAUCACGUCCAAUCCGGUUAAGAGGUGGACCCACCCAAACUAUGGCUAUGUCAAUGACAAACGAGAAGGCUGGUUGGGCAUGAAGAUCAUAGCUAUCGCUGACACUUCCUUCAGCGCUGCUUUGGUUGAGAGCUUCUUAAUUCAUCAGUUUCAAGGAUCACCAGGUAGCAACAGUCUUCUAUCAGGGGAAAGAGUGCUACAGGGACAACAGGUGAAGUGUGAACCUGACAUUGAAGCCAUGGAAGCAGAGAUGCAGGACCUAUGCUGCCAUCGCUUUGCUGAGCUUGAGCGUCAACGAGCACUGUAUUCACCAGCGCAGGGUGAUGGUGGACCAUCUCGUGGGGGCCACCCCACUAUGUUUUCUGCCACAACCCCGGGCAAGGUUCUGAAGAGAGCCUGUCUGAAUGGAAAAACUCCAGAAAGGAAAACCCUGUUUGAGUCACCCCUCCAUGCUGUCCUUGAAGGGGAUGCUUCGUUGAAGGACGCAGAACGAGCUUCGGGUAGCCUGGGACAAACGGGAGAGGCACCGGAUGAGACACAACCAGGGUUUGACGAGUCGUUGGAGAGUGCCAACCAACAAGUUGGUGAUGAAGCUGCACGGAAACGUCUGGCUCGCAUGAUUUACGAUGAAUGGAAGAAGGGUGGUGCUGGCAGAACCCGUCUCCAAGAACUGCUUCAGUCGUUGAAUUUCAACAAGGAGGAAUUCAUCAAGCACGUUACCCAGGAGGUGGAGAGUCGCCAAAGUGUCAAGAUGCGCAUCAAGGGUCAAUGGGCUACAGAGGACAAGAUGCGUGAUGUGCUAAAGCUGAAGGAAUGGGACAAGUACGAAUCAAAAUUGGCAUUUUGGUUUGAAGAGGAUGUGGAAGCGGAAUGGGAGACUUCCAAAACCCAGACCCGACGAGAGCAAACCGAAUUCGGAGUUGAGACCACGGCCGGUGAUGCGCUGGGUGAAGAGCCAUCCAAUCCAACCUUUGAGAUGGCUGACAUCCGUGGUGCAACAGCAGGAUGGGGUGGAAGCUCUUCGAAUGGUGGAGGCGGUCCUCCACCCCAGGAAUUGAAGGCCAAGUAUGAUGCGAUUCCAGAGGACCAACGCACAAACACCCACAACGCGUUCAUCGAGAAGUUGAGGGUCAGUGGAGAGAGCAUGGAGCUGAAACAGAACAAGAUCAAUGAUAUUUACUCCAGUGGGGCUGUUGAGGGCUACAGUGAGGAGCAAGAGAGGCAGCUGAUGGUGUGCUACAAGGAAGCCAUGAAAUUGCCCAUGCCUCAAGUGUUCUUUACUCGAGGGGCUUCGGCAGCUCGAUUGCGGAGGUUUGCCCAUAGUGCAAUCCUUGAAGCGAAUGAUCAAGGGUCCAAUCACAUUUCCGCGGCCAUCAGAAAAGCUGGCCGCAUGACAGUUGAGAAUCUCAAGAACUCAGAGAGGGAUCUACAUCGCUUGUUUGAAGAAGAACAACUUAGCAUCCCUGUGAAGCUUAGCAUUUUCCGGGUUGGCUUGCUUCAAGUGCACCACAUCAAGCUCAAAACCUGGUUCGAGUUCUUACUUCAUGACUAUCCUCAAGUCGUGCUUGGUGGCUUUGAGAAAGAUGACCCAAGGAGCAAGUUACUGUUGGAAGCUUUUUGGUCUACCUUCCGGAUUGCACACAGCGACCACUGGGUGUACGAUUACCACUCAGACUCCCUCAACAAGUGUGUGCCCUACUACUUACACUUGGACGAAGGCACAGGUUUGAGAAAAAGAGCAGUCCUUAUCUAUAACAUGCAACCGUUGUUUGGAGCUGAAACCAAGAACAACUUCGAAGAACUGUUUUCCAGCACUUCUGACCGGUCUGAUUUGGAGAUGCAACGAGUGAUGCUGAAAUCCCAGGCGCACAACCAGCGUGGUUCCCCAUUCAUGUCCAGGUUUCUUUUGACAAUACUGCCUAAGCGCUGGUACACGAAGGGCUUUGCUCGCGUGUAUGAUGACAUCCUCAACCUCUUGGCAUCUGAGAGUAGAUCUCUCUCCGAGGAUGGUGCAGCUGAUUUUUUUCCCAUCUGCUUGGGGAUUAAGGGCGAUGCACCUGCUCUUGCAAAAGCCGCUCAUGCAAACCGGUCCUUUAUGAGCCUGAGGAUUUGCUUGGAAUGUCUCGCGGGCCUGGAUGAAGCCCCCUUUGAACAGAUCAGCAAACAUCCAGCUUGGAAAGCCACGGCAGGUUUAGAGAAUCCUUGGGACGAGGGAUUUCCAUCCCCUUUGCUGCAAAUAGGUCACAGGCAGUUUGCUCCGCACUUGCUGUUCAGGAAGGACCCAUUCCACAUUUUCAAGCAAACGAUAGGAGGCCAUUUUGUAGCUUCCAGUGUCAUCUUACUCUGUGACCUGGGAUACUUCAUUGGAGAAGGGGGAUCCUCAAUGGCUGAGAAACUCCUUGAGGCUGCAUGCGUUGACUACACCUUCUACAUCAAGCACGAGUGGGAUGGAUCCCAUGUCUCCAAUUUGAAGUCGUUUACGAAAACAAUAUUUCACUGGGCCAAAGUUGGGUCCUUCCCUUACUUGCGCAUCAAGGGAGGAGACAUCAUGUUGAUGCUGAGGUGGAUCUGUCGAUUGCUUCAGGAAGGUUGUUUGGAUGAGACCACGAACAAGAGACCAAAGCAAAGCCUCCUUGAUCACCCUCUUGAUCCUACACACGCUCCGCUCUUGAGGGCUGUGCUGAAGGGAUGCUUGGGAGGACUGCAGUUCUUUCAUUUGCUGCACCGGAAUGGUGUAUGGCUUGAUCAAGCCCUUGCUGGGGCUGCAGCUUCUGCAAGCUAUGAUUUUUGUGCAUCCUAUCGGGAUCUAGCUCGUAUGGCUCAUCACUUGAGGCUUAGAAGGUUCAAUAUGGAACCUUCUCUUCAUUAUUUUCAUCACUACCCCAUCGACAUAUGGGAGCGACUCGAGCAGGGAGAUGAAUGG